Messenger RNA from Danaus chrysippus (African queen), 2301 nucleotides. The record is from the annotation of a GenBank genome assembly. Lineage: Eukaryota; Metazoa; Arthropoda; Insecta; Lepidoptera; Nymphalidae.
AUGUUGGGAAGUAUUAUAAAUGUUGGAGCUUUGUUAGGGACGCCCUUAACAGCUUAUAUGGCUGACAAAUUUGGAAGGAAGUAUUCAGCUAUGCUUGUUGGACUACCCUACGUCAUAACAUGGGCAUUAAUUUCCGUCACCAAGUCUUAUUACGUGGUUCUCUUCGCGCUUGCUUUAUCUGGUCUCAGUGCAGCCGGUCAAUCUGUUUCUUCUAUUUACAUAUCAGAAAUAGCCCAAGACUCAAUCAGAGGGUCAUUGACCUCAUCUGUUAAUUAUGCUCUCUCCAUUCUGUAUAUCAUAAUGCUGAUACCGUUGAAGGAAUCUCCUUGUUAUUUGCUGAAAAUUGGAAAGGAAAAGGAAGCUCGGGAAUCCAUCGCGUUCUAUCGACAAGUGGAUGUAGAUUCAAAAGAAGUGGAAAGAGAAAUUAAUAGUCUGAGAGUUCAGUUAGAUUUAAAUGCGGAUAUCAUUAUAGAAGACUGCGACACAAACCGGUUGCCUGAAGCUGUUAAUGAGCAUCAAGAAUCAUUCAUCAAAGGUGAAGCGAGACCAGUUAAGAAAAAAAUAUCAGCAUGGCAAUUUUUGAGAAAAUCAGAAUCAUCCAAGAGAGCGCUGAUGGCGGUCAUAAUAACUAUGUCAGCUAUGGUUCUUAUGGGUUCAUUGGUGUUGCAAAUGUUUGCAGAAUCCAUAUUUAAGGAGGCAAUUCCCGGUAUGAGGCCAAAUACGUGUGCUAUAUUACUGGCAGUGGACUAUCUGCUGGCAUCAUUGGUUGGUGCUUCCACGUUGGAUAAAUUAGGAAGGAAGAAUUUGAUGACGAUAACGUCUUUCAUUGCCGGUAUAUUUACAAUCGUCAUAGGAACGCAACUGCAUCUCCAUUGGGCUCCAUAUUGGUUCACCGCUGUCAUUAUAUACUUACACAGUUUUAUAUUCAACUUAGGAGUAGCCCAAGUACCCUUGGUUCUGGCUGCAGAAGUGUUUUUGCCAGAGGUACGAGCUCUUGGAAAUAGCAUUGCCUUGGCGUUUUUGUGGAUCACAAACUGGAUUGUUGUAUCAACCUUCUUCCCUUUGGUCGAAUUUUUCGUUGGCUUCCUGACAUCACUGACAGGAUUUGUAUAUGCCUGGCCGUCUUAUACUUUCCAAAUAUAUUUAUCAAAUGAUACUUAUCUCGAUGCACCGAUUACUGUCAACCAAAUGUCUAUGUUGGGAAGUAUCGUUAACAUCGGCGGACUUAUAGCGACACCGCUUUGUGGAUAUGCUGUGGAUAAAAUAGGAAGGAAGUAUUCGGCUAUGCUUUUUGGGUUGCCUUAUGUGAUAUCGUGGGCCCUAAUUACUGUAACUACAUCAUUCUACGUUGUAUUAUUUGCUGUUGGUGUAUCUGGGUUUGGCGCCGCAGGUCAAGCUGUUUCUACCGUAUAUAUAUCAGAAAUAGCUCAAGAUUCAAUAAGAGGAGCUUUAACUUCUUCAACAGUCUAUGGUUUUUUCUUUGGCCUGUUGAUGUCCUAUAUUUUUGGGGGAUACAUGACUUACUAUAACGUUUUGUACAUACAUCUAGCUCUAUCAAUAUUGUACAUCUUAAUGUUGAUACCUUUAAAAGAAUCCCCGUGUUAUCUUCUCACAUUAAAAAAGGAGAAGGAAGCAGCGGAGGCAAUAGCUUUUUAUCGACAAGUAGACGUGUCAUCUAAAGAAGUUGAAUUAGAAAUUCAGAAGAUCAAACUCCAGUUAGGUUCUAAAGAAGAUAAAAUACUCAAAUCUGAUGCAGAUACUCAAGAAGCAGAAGAUCUUAUAAAAAAGACUCCAGUGGAAUCAAAUGAAAAUAAAGAAACAGCGUGGCAGUUUUUAAAGAGAUCGAAAUCAUCCCAAAGGGCUUUAGUGGCUGUCUUCACAGUGAUGGCUCUGACAAUACUGAUGGGUUCAAUAGCCCUCCAAGUUUAUGCUGAACCGUUAUUUAAAGAGGCAGUUCCCACUAUGCAUCCAAAUACUUGCUCCAUUUUGAUGGCAGUCACUUACCUAACAGCUGCCCUAUUUGGAGCAAGUUUGUUAGACAAAUUUGGAAGAAGGGUGCGCGGUCUUGGAAAUAGCGUGUCGAUGGCUACUAUGUGGAUUAUGAACUGGGUUACUCUCAUCAUUUUUAACCCUAUAGUGGAGUGGUGGGGUCUUGGUUCUGCGUUUUAUUUUUUCUCUUUAAUGUGUUUCUUCGCGGCAGCCUAUAGCCAAUUUUGCUUACCAGAGACCAAGGGUUUAUCAGCUGAUGAGAUACAAUUAUUGUUUUUGAAAGAAAAAAGAAAUGACACGCAGAAAGUGUAG